CAGCCGCGGCCAGCAGUCUAUACUAGAUACAGCACUCCGCAUCAUGGCUCGGCGAAUUGCGGACGCAUGACCGCGGAACGAACGCGCGUCGUCAUCGUUCGCAGACUUCGCGCUCUUCUUUCUCUCCCCCCCCCCUGUCACUGUAUCGUCGUACACCCGUUUUUCCUCUUUUCCUCGAUGCUCUUGUCCCUUGGUUCUUUCACUGAUUACUCACUACUGAUCAUCCCGGUCCGCGGCUACACCACCCUCGCGUCCCUAUUCUAAUUCGUGCGUGAGCGACGUCGUCGCGUCCUCUCACUGGACUCACGCUCGGUCACUUCACUCUCUUCGGCUCUCUCUCUCUCUCUCUCUCUCUCUCGUCGUUCACCUUACCUCACCAUGCUUCACCUUACUCCUGUUCCCUCCCGUCUCGCCUCAUUACAGAUAAAGAGACAGACAGUCCGACAUACGGACGGAUGCACGCUCCUACUUCACCUUCCUCGUCGUUACACUCGGUUCGCGGCGUUCAGUUCUACACGAUAUCGCACCGAUUCCCAAAUCCUUGAUACGCGUACGUCGCCGGCCUGACGCACCUCCUCUGUCCCCCUUAGCACCGUAUCCUUCUACUUUCUGUGUGUUUUUUUUUUCUAUCGUAGCUACCUAUCCGGUAGUGAGCGAGGACGAGGCACGGUGUCGCUUUUACACACGGUCUCGCGCGCGCGCGCGACACCAGUAACUUAUUUCGAGUUUGUACACGCACGAGCCUCGGAAACGUGUGUCCAUCCGUACACAGCGUACACGACCACCAGCACACAACGCCAACCACCGACUAUCUCUCUCGCCCUCCUUGUAGCUGUCUGUCCUUCUCUAGAGUGCCGCUCGUCAGAGCUGCGCGCGCAACCAAUACUUUUCACGCCAGGACCGUACUUGUAUAAAUUCCGAUGGAUGGUCCAGGGACGAUUACGUGGGAAGAAUUUGUCGAAAAUGCUGAAAGUUUUGUAGAGAUGUCGAACAGGAUGUCUGAUGGAUGGGAACUUCGGGGUAAUAAGGAUAUACCUGGAGAGGCGUACGUUGCCAGACAGAGAAAGCAUUUAUUCCCCGCCAAUUACUCAGUAUUUGAAAAUACAAAUGUCGACGACGAAUUAAAGUUCGAGUUAAAAGAUGACCCAUUCGAAGCCUCAUCUACAAUCGAGAAACCAUUCGUUACGGAACAUCAUGUAUUAUGGUCGAUGAGCUACAGUGUUCCCGUAUUGUACUUUCAUGGGUGGAAGUCAGACUUCCCUGGCAUCAAUCCAGUAACUGUUGAAGAAGCACAAUCACUUGUCCGUCAUGGAGACUUAAAUUAUAUGGAAUUAUCACAAGGAAUACAUCCCAUACUAGGCACUCCAUUUCUGCAUUUACAUCCUUGCAGAUCACAAGAGCUUUUACAAGUUACAAGUAAAAGCAAAAAUAAACUAGUGAGCUGGCUCAGUACCGUUGCACCUGCUGCUCUUUAUCUCAAACUACAACCUGAAUACUGUGACUUAACCAAAUAA
Molecule: messenger RNA, 1514 nt
Organism: Dufourea novaeangliae
Lineage: Eukaryota; Metazoa; Arthropoda; Insecta; Hymenoptera; Halictidae
Gene: Atg10
Product: ubiquitin-like-conjugating enzyme ATG10
Exons: 5
Coding region: 921-1514 (197 amino acids)
Biological process (GO): macroautophagy; protein lipidation; protein modification by small protein conjugation
Cellular component (GO): intracellular anatomical structure
Molecular function (GO): Atg12 transferase activity
Source: RefSeq, a predicted model, not a curated record